Molecule: messenger RNA, 1414 nt
Organism: Paraphaeosphaeria sporulosa
Lineage: Eukaryota; Fungi; Ascomycota; Dothideomycetes; Pleosporales; Didymosphaeriaceae
Product: GPI anchored protein-like protein
Exons: 2
Coding region: 152-1414 (420 amino acids)
Cellular component (GO): periplasmic space
Molecular function (GO): lyase activity
Source: RefSeq, a predicted model, not a curated record
CGCAAAAUGAGAAAGUGGCAGAUUGCUUGCAGAAAGGAGUGGGGAAGAUUCGGGAUAUCUUUGACGAUGCCACCAGGAUUUACCAGGUUGUGAGCAAGCAUAUAAGAGCGAAAUGCCCCAGGAGGACCAUUACUAUAUCAUCUUUUGAGCCAUGCAUUUUUCUGUGUUGACCGCCAUUGCGAGCGUUGCUGCGCUAUGUAGCGCAAAAGCACAUCACGCAUCCUCCAUUCAUCCUGGCCCUUUCAAAGUGGUCAAGUUUGACCAUCCAGGAGCGCUUCACUCCUUUGCUGAUAUCGAACGAAUCAGAUUGCGUGUGAAGAACAAGGAUGAGCCUUGGUAUGCUGCCUAUACUCACUUGUCGACGAGUAAACUUGCCCAAUCCACUUGGAAAGCCACCCCUCAAACCGUCCUUGUCCGAGGUCCACCAGAUCCCAGUACCAAUCUCACUCAAAACUAUGGCGAUGCAUACCGCGACGCACACUCGGCAUACCAGCUCACGCUACGCUGGAUCGUCACCAACAACGUCAGUUUCGCCGAUGCUGCGGUGGAGAUUCUGAACGCUUGGGGCACAACCCUCAAAUCGAUCAAUGGAAGCGAAGACCGAUUCCUGGCUGCGGGCUUAUAUGGCUACCAGUUUGCCAAUGCUGCCGAAUUAUUGCGCAUCUACCCAGGCUGGCUAAAAGAGGACCAACGAGCUUUCUCCAAGAUGCUCACGUCCGUAUUUGCAUCAAACAAUCACCUCUUUCUCACCGAGCACAACGGCAAGCCCGACUUUUACUACGCCAACUGGGACUUGUGCAAUAUCGCUUCUCUCAUGGCAAUUGGCAUCUACAGCGAUAACUCCACCAUGUACAAUUGGGCUGUCAAUCUUUUCCUGAAUGGACUUCCAGACCCUAGCGUUGUUGUGAAUGGGGCUCUACCGUACUUUUCCAUUGCCAAUUUCACCGAGGAAGGCAGCAAGAAAACGCUCAUGGAGAUGCAGGAAAGCGGGAGAGAUCAGGGCCAUGCCACGUUGUGCACGGCGCUCUUGGGCGUCAUAGGCCAGCAAGGGAAAAACCAAGGACUCGAUCUCUAUGGCGCGUUUGGAAAUCAGAUUCUGAACAGUGCUGAGUACACAGCCAAGUUCAACACGAAUCAUUCAGUGCCCUACACUCCCUACCGUAGCUGGGAAGGUAUCCUCCCCGUUGUUUCCGAGAAAUCGCGCUUCGCCGUGCGACCUGGAUUUGAGGCCAUCGUUGCUCACUAUGCCGACACGCGCGGGCUCAACGCAUCGUGGUCCAAAGCCUAUCGUGAUUACGUCAACCUUAACAUCACUGCAAAGGUUGAAGGAGGUGGUGGCGACUAUGGGCCAAAUUCGGGUGGGUUCGAUGCUUUUGGACAUGGGACGCUCUUGUACAGGAUCUCCGGGGAGUAA